Messenger RNA from Mucor velutinosus, 927 nucleotides. Its product is annotated as Endoribonuclease L-PSP. The transcript has 3 exons. NCBI's taxonomy places the organism in Eukaryota, Fungi, Mucoromycota, Mucoromycetes, Mucorales, Mucoraceae. Bases 1 to 927 code for a protein of 308 amino acids. The record is from RefSeq and is a predicted model, not a curated record.
AUGACUACUGACGCUACAACAAAUCCCUCUGAACCCGCUGUGGAUAUGCAACAGCAAAAGGAGAAGGAACAAGACGCUGCUACCACUUCAUUGGAAGCCCAGAUUGAAGACUUGGAGGUUUCGAAACCCGAAUCCAAAGCUGAUAUUCACGAGGAGCAUCAACAGCAACCACACCAACAGGAUGAAGGGGUAAAAGCAGUAACAGAGCAAGUGGAUGAAGAGAGACUGGAAGCUACAGAGGACAACAAGCAAGAUGGUUCUAGUGAAGGAGAAUCAUCUACACAUACCAGUGAUGAUGAAGGCGAUGGUCCCAAAGAAUUGGGAUUGGUGAUUAGCGCACUACAAUCUACUAUCAAGCAAAAUCAAGAAAGGGCACAACCUAUUGAGCAGGAGAAGCAUGACGGCGAAAAGCCAGAGGAGCAAAAGGAGGGAGAACAACAAGGACUGCGAGAGGAAGGGGAAGAGGAGGAACUUCACAGUAUAGGCAGAUCCAGCGUGGAUGAUAAUAAUUCUGUUACAACGUCCACUACAAACGUGAGUCAAGAAGAAGAGAAGGUGGUUGUGGAGGAUCCCAAUAUGCCUUCCACGUUUGAAGAGAUUGUUCAGGACAUCCUGCCUCCUACACCUGGUGUUGCACCUCAGAGACAAACGUUCGAUUUCGGUGGACGUCCAAGUGAAGAUAUCAGUGACAUUGAUACUUACAGCGCCAACUUGAUUGCACUCAACAAGAUUGAUAUGAAGGAGAUCAAGGCCAACACACUAUCGCCAAGACAACAAGAGAGAGCCGAUGAGCCUGUGCUUCGCGCUAUCCGUCACCUGUUCAACAAUCGAUUCAUGAAGGCGAAAAAGCUGUUUGAGAAGCAAGCUGAAACUGAUCCUUUGCAUGCGUUAGGCCUCGGUUCCAUGGCGUUUUUGAAAGGUAGAUAA